GUUUCAGCUUGGCAUUUGCAGUUGUUGGUUUUUUUAAUUAGAAAAUUCCUGCCAGUGCCUAUAAACUCAAAUGCUACCCGGUUAUAAAAGUUGGACUGUAGCAAACACAGCAGUGAAAUGACUUGGAGGGGUCAGUUGAGGAUGUAAGCAAACAGCUUAGGAAAGGAGCUCCUGGCUUAUUGGCUGCAGCAUCUAAACCUGUCCAAGAGACAUAAUUCCCUCCCGACAACCCCUCCUGAAAGGAACAACGUGCAAACAGAGGCAUUGAGCUGUGUUUGCCAGAUGUGUUCUUAGUAAGGUAAAGGUUCUUAGUGAAUUGGGCCUUCCAUCAGUCUCUGGACAGUGGGCACUUGAAAAGCAGAAGGAAGUGUCUCACCUUUAACUAUAUAUAUACACACACACAUAUAUUUAGCUCUGAGAGUAGACCGUAGAGGAGCAGCCUUGUCAGAGUGUUUAUACACUCCCACUCCUUGGCUCAGUUUGACAGCAGAACUACAGGGAGACUCUCUAGACAGUCAGGCUAUGUGUGUCCGAGUGAAAGGGUGGGGGUCAUUCUGAGUUGACCUCCAAAUGGAACUCCGGCUGGUGACACUGCUGUUGUUUCAAGCAGUUUGGAAUAGUGUUCUUGGGAAGAACCAUUCUGUACACAAAAGAGGCCUCCUUGAGUUAUCUGGAGCCAUAAAGUGUGGCACAAGACGAUUUCCUUUGGCAUAUUUAGGUUAUGGAUGCUACUGCGGUCCAGGAGGAAGAGGAUGGCCUAAGGACAAAACAGACUGGUGCUGUCAUGAACAUGACUGCUGUUAUGGCUUCGCAGAGGAACAAGGCUGUAACCCCAUAAUACGUAGAUAUAAAUGGACAUGUAAUGACAAUACUGUGGUAUGUGAUACAAUGUUAGACAGAUGUCAAAAAAUCAUAUGCCAAUGUGACAGAGAAGCAGCCAAGUGUUGGAGAUCUGCCCCUUUUAACCGACGCUAUGCCUUCUGGCCAAAUUUUCUGUGCGGCCAUAUUUACCCUGUAUGCAGUUAUGGGAAAUGUAGGCAUUAAGACUACUUUGUAAUGGAAACCUUCAGUUUUGUUCCACUUUAAGCUCUCUGUAUUUUGUAUAUCAUUCAACUAGACUAGCAGCUUCUGAACUGUGUAUGUAUCUUCAGAUUUCUGGAAAUGACAGAUUAAACUAUGACCUCUACACCUGUUGGUUGCACAGAUUCA
Molecule: messenger RNA, 1209 nt
Organism: Podarcis raffonei (Aeolian wall lizard)
Lineage: Eukaryota; Metazoa; Chordata; Lepidosauria; Squamata; Lacertidae
Product: phospholipase A2-like
Exons: 4
Coding region: 571-1044 (157 amino acids)
Biological process (GO): arachidonate secretion; phospholipid metabolic process; lipid catabolic process
Molecular function (GO): calcium ion binding; phospholipid binding
Source: RefSeq, a predicted model, not a curated record